Messenger RNA from Capsicum annuum, 657 nucleotides. RefSeq lists its product as uncharacterized. The record is from RefSeq and is a predicted model, not a curated record. The transcript has a single exon. Gene Ontology annotation, molecular function: nucleic acid binding. Bases 1 to 657 code for a protein of 218 amino acids. Lineage: Eukaryota; Viridiplantae; Streptophyta; Magnoliopsida; Solanales; Solanaceae.
AUGGAUCAUAAUCGUUUUUGUGCAAUUCCUUUACAGAAUCGGACAACUCUACGAUCAUCAUCUUCUUCCAUGAAUAUGAGUACGACCACUUUGUUACGGCGUUUGAAGUCGGAACAUGUACGAAGACAUUCUAAUGCCACAAAGCCUUAUUUGAAAGAGGAAAACAAAAUAAGUCGGUUGCAAUUUUGCAUGUCCAUGCUUGAUCGUGGUAGCAUAUCACAUGAUCCAAUUUUUAUCAAUAUGUUCAACAUAGUUCAUAUCGACGAGAAGUGGUUUUAUAUGACCAAAAAAAAUGAAAUAUAUUAUUUACUGUCUGGUGAAGAAGAUCCAAUCCGCACUGUCAAGAGCAAAAAUUUCAUCGAUAAAGUUAUGUUUUUAGUUGUUGUAGCUCGUCCUAGAUUUGCUGCACAAGGAGUAGAAAUAUUCUCCGAUAAAAUUGGAUUGUUUCCUUUUGUUACACAAGAACGAGCUAAAAGAGCUAGUGCAAAUAGACCUGCUGGAACUGUGGAAACAAAAGCAAUGACUUCGAUAACCAAAGAAAUUUCACGAUCAUUCUUGAUUAAUGAAGUACUUCCUGCUAUCAAGGCUAAAUGGUCUAGAGAAGAUUUAAAUUCUACGAUAUUCAUACAACAAGAUAACGCAAGAACUCAUAUUUAA